GGAAGCGAGGACGUCGAUUACGACGACGAUGAUCAAUGGGACUGGGGCGACCCGCCCAGGGGGUCGAUAUCUGUGGAGCUCCCACCCUGGACACGCGAGCACAACGCUGAUCCGACUGGGAGAGCGAGAACGGCAAGCGGCGGUGGGCAUGGCCUCGGUGAAAAGGCCGAGCGUGCCAGUGCCCGCAAGGCCUUCGCCGCUGGGGAGCCGCGCCGCGUGGCCGAGGUUGGCCCAGCCCGGCGGGACGUGGCGGGUGGCAGCAGCGUCAGGAGAAGGAGGGCAGCAGUGGUGGGAGCUGAGGGCAGGCUGCUCUCGCUGGAGGACACAAGGGCAGCUGCCAUGGCCGGAAACCAGGAGCUCGUGCGUCGACGUGAACGCAGUGCUUUCCUCCGGCUGGUCCCUGCUGAUGUACGCGGCCGUGUGUGCCAACCCGGCCCUGGUGAAAGUCCUGCUGGCUCGUGGCGCCAGCGCUCACUUCGCCACCGAAGGUGGCUACACGGUGCUGAUGGCCGCGUGCGCACCUUCUCACCGGCCGGCGGGAGACGCGGUGGCGUGCGCCGCCCAGCUCCUCCAGCACGCGCUCGACACCAACGUCACCGACAGGAUGGGGAUGAGCGCCGUGAUGUACGCUGCCCGCGACGGUUACCAGGACUCGGUGGCCUUGCUGGGGCAGCACAGUGCAGACGUCAACUUGCAGGACCAGCACGGAUGGACCGUAAGCAUGCGCUGCACUGGGCCGCGAAGCAGAGGCCACGAGGCGUGCCGGAGACGGCUGGAGGAGCUCGGCGCCGACACCGCCAUCAAGACCAACGGCGGCUUCUCCGCCGAAGAGCUGGCACUCCAGUUCAGCAAGGUGCAGAUCGUGCUCGAGUCUUACAAGGAGUCGGGGGCGUGCAAGUUCAUGGCGUCUACCAACAAAAUCAGCGCUGUCAGCACCAAGGCUUUGGAAUUGAAAAUCAGAAACAAGCUCAUGCUUGACGAUCUGAAGCAGUUCUUAUUUGGGCUCGACCUUGGACACCUCGUCCCGCUGUUCCAGGCCCAGGAAGUUACGCUGAGAAACCUCCUCACCAUGUCUGACCAGGAGCUCUCCGCGUUGGGUGCGAUGCAGACGGGAGAGCAGAGGAAGAUUCUCGCGGCUUCGCAUAAGCUGCACAUGAGCAGGUGGGAGUCGGGGAGCAUCCCUGACAUCACCAAGCUGCCGGUCAGCUUCGAAGGGACUAUGACCUUGCUGGUGAACAUGGAGUUGCAAUGCAACUACAUGCAGAGCAGUCUGGAGUACCUUUGCAAGCACAGCGUGGGUGACCUCACCUUGCUCAAACCUGUCAAGGUGGAUGUUGAGUACAAUUCCACGCAGCUGCUGCUCGACCAGAUGGAGCGUGGAAUGAGCGCCGCCCAGGCCCUGCACCGGCAAGCGGCCACGCUGCUCAGCUCCGUGCGGGAGUGCCGCACCGAUUCGCCGACGCCUGCCGAUUUCAUCGCCUCGAAACGGAAGCGCCGCUUGGUGUCGCCAGGGGGAGCCGCGGCGCUGCUGAUGAUCCUCGCCGGAGCCGCCGGAGCCGCCGUGCUCUUCGCCUGGAAGCGCGGCUCUGCCGUCUCGGGCGUCUCCGUGCCAGCGGCUCGCGUCUGACGACGGGAG
This is a messenger RNA of Lethenteron reissneri (Far Eastern brook lamprey), 1636 nucleotides long. It is a transcript of the gene ASZ1, whose product is annotated as ankyrin repeat, SAM and basic leucine zipper domain containing 1. Gene Ontology annotation, molecular function: protein binding. Lineage: Eukaryota; Metazoa; Chordata; Hyperoartia; Petromyzontiformes; Petromyzontidae. The record is from RefSeq and is a predicted model, not a curated record. Gene Ontology annotation, cellular component: pi-body.